AUGGCCACAGCCGCCUCCAACCCCUACGGCCUGCUGGGCGCCGGCGCGCUCGCCCACGCCGAGGGCGCGGGCAUGCAGCAGGGCAGCCCGUUCCGCAGCCCGCAGAAGCUGCUGCAGAGCGAGUACCUGCAGGGCGUCCCCGGCAAUGGGCACCCGCUGGGGCAUCACUGGGUGACCAGCCUGAGCGACGGCGCGCCCUGGCCCGCGGCGCUGGCGGGCGGCCCGCUGGAGCAGCCCGACGUGAAGCCGGGCCGCGAGGACCUGCAGCUGGGCGCCAUCAUCCACCACCGCUCGCCCCACGUCUCCCAUCACUCGCCCCACGCCAACCACCCCAGCGCCUGGGGCGCCAGCCCGGCGCACAGCGCCUCGCUGGCCGCCCCCCCCGCAGCCGCCGCCGCCGCCGCCGGGCAGCCCCUGAGCGUGUACUCGCAGGGCGGGUUCGCGGUGGGCGGCAUGCUGGAGCACGGCGGGCUCACCCCGCCGCCCGCCGCCGCCGCCGGCCAGGGCUUGCACCCGGGGCUGCGCGGCGAGGCCGGCGGCGAGCACGGCGAGCUGGGCGGCCACCACUGCCAGGACCACUCGGACGAGGAGACGCCGACCUCGGACGAGCUGGAGCAGUUCGCCAAGCAGUUCAAGCAGCGCCGCAUCAAGCUGGGCUUCACCCAGGCCGACGUGGGGCUGGCGCUGGGCACCCUGUACGGCAACGUCUUCUCGCAGACCACCAUCUGCCGCUUCGAGGCCCUGCAGCUCAGCUUCAAGAACAUGUGCAAGCUGAAGCCGCUGCUGAACAAAUGGCUGGAGGAGGCCGACUCUUCCACCGGCAGCCCCACGAGCAUCGACAAGAUCGCGGCUCAGGGGAGGAAGAGGAAGAAGCGGACCUCCAUCGAGGUGAGUGUCAAGGGCGUGCUGGAGACGCACUUCCUCAAGUGCCCCAAGCCGGCCGCCCAGGAGAUCUCCUCGCUGGCGGACAGCCUGCAGCUGGAGAAGGAGGUGGUGCGGGUCUGGUUCUGCAACCGGCGGCAGAAGGAGAAGCGCAUGACCCCGCCGGGAGAGCAGCCGCAGCACGACGUGUACUCGCACGGCGUGAAAACGGACACGGCCUGCCACGACCUCUGACCGCGGGACUGCCCGGCCGCGGGACUGCCCGGCCGCGGGACUGCCCGGCCGCGGGACUGCCCGGCCGCGGGACUGCCCGGCCGCGGGACUGCCCGCCGGCCUUUAACUUAUGGUUUUGGAGACGCGGUAAGGGGUCCCCGCCCGCCGCCGCCUCGGCAAUAUUUUUUUUUUUUUUUUUCCCCUCUCUCCGACCUUUCCGCUGAUCACACACGGUGUUUACUCGCAGACAAGGUUUGUUUUCGGUCUCCGCUAGGACGAAGGAGAAAAAA
This is a messenger RNA of Cinclus cinclus, 1385 nucleotides long. It is a transcript of the gene POU3F4, whose product is annotated as POU class 3 homeobox 4. Gene Ontology annotation, molecular function: RNA polymerase II cis-regulatory region sequence-specific DNA binding; DNA-binding transcription factor activity, RNA polymerase II-specific. Gene Ontology annotation, biological process: regulation of transcription by RNA polymerase II; brain development. NCBI's taxonomy places the organism in Eukaryota, Metazoa, Chordata, Aves, Passeriformes, Cinclidae. The transcript has a single exon. The coding region runs from base 1 to 1116 and encodes 371 amino acids. Gene Ontology annotation, cellular component: nucleus. The record is from RefSeq and is a predicted model, not a curated record.